This is a messenger RNA of Brassica napus (rape), 1501 nucleotides long. Its product is annotated as lipase-like PAD4. Bases 1 to 1362 code for a protein of 453 amino acids. The transcript is spliced from 2 exons. The record is from RefSeq and is a predicted model, not a curated record. Gene Ontology annotation, biological process: lipid metabolic process. Lineage: Eukaryota; Viridiplantae; Streptophyta; Magnoliopsida; Brassicales; Brassicaceae.
AUGGACUGGUCAAGAAGACCCUUCGACUACUGUCCAGGUUCAUUCUGGUCGUUAUGGUCCAUGGUGAUCACAAAAGGAUUGGAACUGGAAGAAACUAAACAAGUGGUAAUUACCGGACAUUCAACUGGCGGCGCGUUGGCGGCACUCACCGCACUUUGGCUUCUCUCACAACCUUCUCCGCCGCCAUUCCGCCUCCUCUGCAUCACCUUCGGCUCUCCUCUGCUCGGAAACCAAUCUUUCUCUUUCUCAGUGUCCCGAUCACGUUUAGCCUACAAGUUCUGCCACGUGGUGUCCAUCCACGACCUCGUUCCUAGAGGAAAUGCUGAUCGAUUCUGGCCCUUCGGAACCUAUCUCUUCUGCUCCGACAGUGGAGGUCUUUGCUUAGAAAAUGCUGAUUCAGUUUGUGGGAUGUUUCGUAUACUCAACUCGACAGGAACUCCAAACAUUGAGGAACAUCAAGGGUACGGAUAUUACGUGUCCACACUCUCUUACCAGUUUCUUAUAUCUAGAAGCUUUCGUGGUGGACGUAUCUCAGACAAUAGCUACGAAGCUGGUGCUGCAUUAGCUGUUGAGUCUCUAGGAUUCUCUAAUGAUCAAGAAAUUGGUGUGUUGGUGAAAGAGUGCAUAGAAACAGCUACAAAGAAAAAUCGUGCUCCGAUUUUGAGAACGAGUGAGUUACCAAAGCACAUUGAAUGGUACAAACAUAAUUGCGACGUGUCAACAAAGCAGUUCGGUUACUACGAUAACUUUAGACAAUUCUCAAAUACAAGAGAGAUAAGGGUGAACAUGAGUCGGGCAAAGCUAGCUAAGUUUUGGGAUGGCGUGUUUGAAAUGGUGGAGAAGAAUGAGUUACCUUUUGAUUUUUAUCUGGCAAAGAAAUGGGUAUACACAUCAAAGCUUUACCAACUCUUAUUCGAACCACUCGACAUUGCGUACUUCUACAAGUACAAAUACUCAAGGACGAGUGGUCAUUACAUGAAGAGUGGGAAUAGACCCAAAAGGUAUGAAGUGAUUGAUAAGUGGUGGAAAGCAAGAGGAGAGCCUCAUAAAGAGAAGCGUGCGAGGACUCGAUACGCUAGCACUACGCAGGAUACUUGCUUUUGGGCUAAGCUUGAGGAAGCAAAAGAGUGUUUGGAUGAUCUGACCUGCGAGAGUAGUGAUGCACAGAAGCAAACUUUGUUAUGGAAAAAGAUUUAUGAGUUUGAGAGAUACUCCGCUACAUUGGUGAAGAUGAAGGAAGUUUCGAAAGAUGUCUUGGCGACGAACUCGAGUUACACUGUGUGGGUGGAGAAACUAAGAGAGUUCAACAAGUUAAAAAUGAGUAAUGGAGUUGUUGAUGAGAGUGACGCAAUGGAGACUUAGUAGGAUUAAUAGCAAAUCUAACAUGAUAUGCUAUAUAACAACCUUUAUCAAUUGCUGUUCAUGUUUAUGUAAUAUUUUCUCAUGUAUGCUACUAUAUUCUAAGACGAUGUUUAUCUUUAUGUUCAAUAAGUUGAUACAA